AUGGGCCCCCGCACCGUGGUCCACGAGCACCAGGGCGCCCCCGCGGCCGCCGCGCCCCUGGAGGCGCCCGCCGCCGCCGCAUCCUCCAUCCCAGACGGGCCGUGCGCGGCGCAGGCGCGGGCCUUUGCGGACUGCAUCCAGCGCAGUGGCGGCGACAUGGGCGCGUGCCAGUCCUACAUGGACGUCAUGCAGCAGUGCAAGUUCAACAACCCCUCCUUUGCUUGA
Messenger RNA from Monoraphidium neglectum, 225 nucleotides. RefSeq lists its product as hypothetical. Lineage: Eukaryota; Viridiplantae; Chlorophyta; Chlorophyceae; Sphaeropleales; Selenastraceae. Bases 1 to 225 code for a protein of 74 amino acids. Gene Ontology annotation, cellular component: nucleus; mitochondrion. The transcript is spliced from 2 exons. The record is from RefSeq and is a predicted model, not a curated record. Gene Ontology annotation, biological process: mitochondrion organization.